UGGCAUCUGUGAUGUUCUUGGCGGAAAACCCUGAACUUUGGUUUGGCUGGGUGGAGAGGACCAGCCCCUCUGGCGUCAUCCUGCCAUUCCACACAGUCUUCACUUUCCAAGCUGUGCCAUGGAAAACUCUGUGUGUCGCAAGGAAACAAGCUGAUCAGUCAUUGCAAUCAGGCUAUAGGCUGACCUCAAGCAAUGCAGUCAAACAAACUCUCGGACGAUGUGGAGGGAAAUCCUGACAGGGUGGAUCCCUUCUACCAGCAAGGCAAAGUGGCUUGUGUCAUGUUCACGGUUCUACUCCUACUUUCAUUCAUGGUAAUAGGAAUCGUAACAGGUCUCAACUUCAAGAAGUCUUCACAAGAGGAUCAGACCAGAGGUCUUCUUUCUGAUGAUAUUACACCCAUCCCAUUCCAGUACAACGGUGACAGAGGGCUCUGCUCGGAUGGUUGGGUUUUAUAUAGGAACUCCUGUUAUUUGAUAAUGAAUGUUUAUGGGACAUGGGAAUUAUCAAAGUCUUUAUGCCACAACUCUGGGGCGCACUUGAUGGUUGUGAACAGUGAGGAAGAGCUGGAGUUCAUUUCAAGAGUGGUUCAGAAGAGGGCUGACUAUUGGAUUGGUCUCAAGAGAGACAAAAUGGGCCAGUGGUCCUGGAUUAAUGGAGAUAAUUAUUAUUCAAAUCCACAUUUCUGGGAUGAAAAUCAACCUUCUCAUUGGGAUACGGAGUCCUGUGCUCACUUAACAGGAUCUGACACGGUGCAUCGAAAACUGAUGCAUGAGGCUGACUGUCACAGACAACUGUAUCACAUUUGUGAACGCAAACUAGAGAAAGGCAUGCGGUAGGAAACGUGACCAUCAUGUCAACAGUAUUAGGCUGACCUAAACCUAGCUCUGGACAUGCUCCUUCUGAGUUUAUAGAUUGUUUGUGAACUACUUGCCUGACUGUUGCACAUUUAAUGUACUUAAAUGCUUUUCAUAGUCACUUUUUAUAGUGUUCCAGUGUACAGUCCUGUUAAAUGAACACAUGCAGUUAAUUAAAAUGUUCACUAAAAUGAAUAAUUUGUUUUUUUAAUAUUUGACACAAUUUAACUGAAGAGAUCAAUUAAUAAUCAUAAUCAUCCUAAUUAUUAUGCAGUCAUAAUCAGUUAUGUAAUUAAUCGAAAUCCAGGGUUAGAUUUAAAGUAAUGCUGACCUCUUUUGGUGAGAUGGAUGAACUGCAAGUGGAGCUUGCAGAUAGACAUCUUUAGUACAAUAAGCAUAACCUCUUACUGUUGCAGGUGACUUUAUUUGUAUGAGAAUGAGUAGACUUCAGUGUAGAGGUCGUAUAAGAUACCCCAGCAGUCUUCCUGUUGCCAUGAAUCAGAAUAACACUGAUCAAGCCUGAGAAAACUCUUCAUUUAUGCACAAAACCUCUUAGGUUUGACUGACAAAACUGAUUCAAAUGAAUAAUUCAGUGUCUCUGUAACUGAUUUAAAUCUGACCUUUUCCACAGUAGCAUCAGUUGAACUUGUAGAGAACAGGGAGCACGGGGCAUUUGCAACACACACGGUUUAACCAAUUAGGUUAAAUAACUAAUUACUAUAUACUUUUAAGUAUAUAUGUUUUACAUUUGACAUUCAUUUACACAUUUUAGGAACAAUAUGCAAUUUUCAAAAUAACCUCAAUUUAAUGUGGGAAAUCAUUUUUGAAUUUAAGACAAAACAACAACAACAAUAAGAAAUGUGUUGCAACACUCUCUGCACUUAAUUUCUCUCUACAAUCUUUUCAUAUGCAGUUUUCUGACUUUAGGUCUUGUUGGAAGAAAUACUACACCCAAAAAUAAACAUUGUCAUCAUUUUCUCACACAAAUGUCA
Molecule: messenger RNA, 1847 nt
Organism: Carassius auratus (goldfish)
Lineage: Eukaryota; Metazoa; Chordata; Actinopteri; Cypriniformes; Cyprinidae
Product: C-type lectin domain family 4 member E-like
Exons: 7
Coding region: 193-837 (214 amino acids)
Source: RefSeq, a predicted model, not a curated record